AUGAUUGUUUCUGGUUCACUGAGUCGACGCAUCAUAAUACCAGAAAUUGUAGCAUGCCCACAAUUAGACUCCAUUUAUGUCUUCUCUGUUAAUCAAUCUGUUCAUCAGUCUUGGGCCCAAACACUUCCAAAGAUGAAAGGUAUAUACACACAAAUCGAAGAUAUUUGUACAGCAUUACAAAUGAAUCCUAAAAUAUGUGAUCAAACUAUGAUUUCGAUCAGUUAUCAUGGCAUUGAUGCUUUAUUUAUGUAUACGCUGUUGUUAAAAGAAGCACUUUUGGAUAUAGCUGAUGACGACACAAGAGCAAUUAAAGAACUUGCUGAAUACUGUCGCCUUUACAGCGAUGCUUCCGAAAAAAACAUUCAACUGCUUGAGAAAGAAUAUCGUGAUCAUUCAUCAAUAUGGUGGUACACAGCCCCAUUUUUUAUAUAUUCCAUGCUCAAUCGUGGUCUUCGAAUGAUGGACGUCGACAUCAUUUUGAAAAUGAGCUUCUUUAUUCGUGAUUUACACCGCGAUAUUGAAAAGUUACAUCCAGAACAACAGCAAUCUAGUUUAAAAGCCACGGGAUCAUUCACAGUAUAUCGUGGACAAGGGCUGUCACAAGAAAAUUUCGAUAAAAUGAAACAAACCAUAGGAGGACUUAUGUCAUUUAAUAACUUCCUCUCAACAAGUCAACAACGUGAACUAUCCCUCCAAUAUGCGCACCUAGGAGCAAUAGAAAAUUCCAAUAGGGCCGACAUUCUCUUCAUUAUGAAUAUCGAUCCCGGAAUAUGUUCAAAAUCAUCUAUUCCUUUCGUCACAGUUAAAGACGAAGGCUACUUCAAAGAUAAUGAAACUGAAAUUCUUUUCACAACACAUACUGUAUUUAGAAUUGAUAGUAUCGAACAAAUCCUAGAUGCUCACAAUAAUCGACUAUGGCAAGCCAAUCUUACUCUUGUGGGUAAUGAUGAUAACGAAUUAAACAAUCUCACAGCACAUUUACGCGAUGAUGUGAAGAGGACAACCGGAUGGUCUCGACUUGGUUACAUAUUUAUUAAACUGGGUGAGUCUGCCAAAGCAAAACAACUCUACGAAAUUCUCCUAGAAAAAGCAUCUUCGGAUGAAGAUCUGGCGAAAUACAAUCAUCAACUUGGAUGGGUGUAUUAUAAUAUGGGCGAAUACUCAGAUGCACUUGCAUUUUACGUAAAAACACUCCGUAUCAACGAAAAAAUUCUUCCUCCGAAUCAUCCCGACUUGGCUAUGUCCUACAACAACAUCGGUAGUGUGUAG
Messenger RNA from Rotaria sp. Silwood2, 1269 nucleotides. NCBI's taxonomy places the organism in Eukaryota, Metazoa, Rotifera, Eurotatoria, Philodinida, Philodinidae. The record is from the annotation of a GenBank genome assembly.